Messenger RNA from Rhea pennata, 1919 nucleotides. RefSeq lists its product as uncharacterized. Gene Ontology annotation, biological process: positive regulation of natural killer cell activation; response to exogenous dsRNA; positive regulation of cytokine production involved in inflammatory response. Gene Ontology annotation, molecular function: protein kinase binding. NCBI's taxonomy places the organism in Eukaryota, Metazoa, Chordata, Aves, Rheiformes, Rheidae. The transcript has 5 exons. The record is from RefSeq and is a predicted model, not a curated record. Bases 1 to 1398 code for a protein of 465 amino acids.
AUGCCGCUGCGGAGCCGCGCGGCCGCGGGGCCCUGGGGGCGGCUGGCGCUGCCGCUGCUGCUGGCGGCCUGCGCCGCCAGCGCCUCCGAGAUCACCUUCGAGCUGCCCGACAACGCCAAGCAGUGCUUCUACGAGGAGAUCGCCCAGGGCACCAAGUGCACCCUCGAGUUCCAGGUGAUCACUGGAGGUCAUUAUGAUGUUGACUGUCGGUUGGAAGAUCCUGAUGGCACUGUCUUGUACAAAGAGAUGAAGAAGCAAUAUGAUAGUUUCACAUUUACUGCAUCCAGAAAUGGAACAUACAAAUUCUGCUUCAGCAAUGAAUUCUCUACUUUCACACACAAAACUGUGUACUUCGAUUUCCAGGUUGGAGAAGAUCCUCCGCUAUUUCCUAGUGAAAACAGAGUAACUGCACUUACCCAGAUGGAGUCUGCCUGUGUUUCGAUUCAUGAAGCUCUGAAGUCUGUCAUCGAUUAUCAGACUCAUUUCCGGUUGAGAGAAGCACAAGGCCGCAGCAGAGCGGAGGAUUUAAACACAAGAGUAGCCUACUGGUCAAUAGGAGAAGCAAUCAUUCUUCUUGUAGUUAGUAUCGGGCAGGUAUUUCUCCUCAAAAGCUUCUUCUCAGAUAAAAGAACCACCACAACCCGUCUUGUAUUGCAUUCCUCUUCAACACGGAUGUUUCGAAUUAGCACCAAGCAAAUGUGUCAGCAACUCAUUCCUGGAUGCAUGUUUGUCGUAAUGGGCACUAUUAAUUCAAAACCAACUCUUUCACCAGAUAGCAGCAAAAAGGCUAAGCGAGCGAGUACAGGUCAGAGACAGAGAGACUCCAAGCAAGUUAAUGAAUUGUGCAGCCUCUCUGCUGAAGUUGAGGAGCCUGCAAGUAGGUCUCCAGAAGUUUGCAGCAGUAAUGAGAAUAUUGAGGAUGUUUUCUAUAAGUUUGUGAUUCUGCAUGCUGAGAAUGAUGUAGAUGAAGCCAUCCGGAUCCAGAACCUGCUGCAGAACGAAUUUUGUAUUAAACCUGGAAUAAUCUUUGCUGAGAUGCCUUGUGGUAAACAUAUAUUGGAAAACUUAAGUGAUGCUGUGAACGGCUCGGCGUGGACUAUUAUACUGCUGACAGAAAACUUUCUGAAUGGUCGUUGGUGUGAGUUUCAGUCUUACACCUGCCUUGUCAAUGCUCUCAACAAACAGCAUAAAUACAACUCUGUGAUACCUGUGAGGCCGCUGAAUAACCCGCUGCCCCGGGAGAAGACUCCUUUCGCCUUGCAGGCUAUUAAUGCCCUGGAAGAAGACAGUCCUGGCUUUGCAAAACAAGUGGAGAGAGUUUUCCAGGAGCCUACGUACAGGCAACUGCGAGACAUAUGGCGGAGGGAAAGGAUGAAAGAGAAACUAGAGCGCUUGUGAUGGUGGAAAAAGCUUUGUAAAGACAAGUGAUGAUUAGAAUAAAGCAGAAGUGAUAUUCUUUGCUCUUAUUCUAUUAAGGAAGAGAAAUUCUUCUUUUGACAAAACUAAUGAUAAAGUUCUCAGAGAAGGCAUGUUAAUUAAAUACUGGGGAACACAUGCUGCGUAUGAAGACAUAACUGUCACUGUGCCAGCUUAGAGGCACAAGAUGCUGCUUUCCACCAUCCAUAACUGGUUUUGCCUUUAUUUUUUGAGCUCUGCCAGACACGUAUUGCCUUCCGUUAACAGGGUAGAGCUCUUCACAUCUUCUGGCUGAUGCUGAAAAAUACAAGUAAAUGAGGAAUGCUUGUCAUUAUUAUGAAAACAAUGUUAUGAAAGGCACUCUAUGAAAUAUGCUGCUACUUUAAGAAAUGGACACUUAAGUAUGUAGAUACUUGCGUUGCACUUUGUUUUUAUAUUGCAAACACUUUUUGAUGCAUCCUGAAUGUUCUGUUGUUUUAAUAAACACUUUCUUGGCUCCUUUA